AUGUCAUUCACGUGCACCCCGGUCCAAUUGGCUGCUCACGUCAUUGCAAAACUAGCAGUGUCUGACUCGAUGUCACUUACCCAACUAUGGGUUGUCGCUCAGGAAAAGACAAACGGACCAUUGGAUACGAUGCAGAAGAACAUAGUGUGGCGCAGUACCAUCACAAGUUCAGACAAACUCUUCACCGUGAAGAUCGAAGAAACCAGUCUCGAUAUAUCUGGAGGAGUUCCUCUAGGUGAUGUUCUCCUCCACGGAUCCGAACUGGCGAUCUUACUCAUUCCCACUGAAGAGUGUCGGGUUCGAUACUUGACAGGGACAGAAAACUACCAGACUAUGAUGGCCAACUUGGGUGAGUUGCCCUUUCAGUUGCUUGUGGUCAUAGCCAGACAUGGAUCCGAAGGUAUCUUGAAUCCUGAUUUGGCAAGAGAGUCUGGUCAGGAUGCCCGGUCGCUACGGCUUCGGCUCCAAAAACUCGAGGGAGCGGGCCUUAUAAACUGCGCCAGUGUGUACCAAAACAAGACCCACACUACCCAUUCGGUGCAUGUAAAGUUUGCUCGUGAAUGUGUGGUUGGACGGGACUCCAGCGAGGCGGAGGAGGAUUUGAAUCUGCUGCGUGACGUAGGAAAACUUAAAAAGCGCAUCAUGGAAGCCCUCAAGGAGGCGCCCAACCAGCUCAGAGGCUUCUCGGACUUGUGUAAAGAGUUGAAGUUAGAUGACUCUCGCCUGGCGUCGAAAUUCUUCAGAAGCGUAUGUUUGAAGCUCCACCGUGCUGGAUACGUAGAAAAACUUCAUGUCGAGCUUCCAGAAACGAAACAGCGAGUGUACGCUAUCAAAUUUGUCAAAGACGUUCCCAAAGACACCGACGAACUCCAUGAGUAUAUUGACAUGAAUGAUUUGGACAAAGAUGAAUUUGAUCCAAUCGACGAGGAGAAGCUGCAGCACAAUGACGAGAUGCCGGUGAUCAAUCGUGUCUUUCCUAUUUUCCACCAAAUUUACCGGCAAGCAUAUUCCAAAGGUAGUAAAGGUAUAACCUCGGGCGAGGUGGUCAAGAACCUUUUGGGAAUUUCAGAAUACAAGCCAUAUACGAGGAUUUUCGAGGUGCUGCCAGCAUACAUCAGCAACACCAAGAAUCUCAAGGCUGCGAAAAAGUACGUGGAGCCAUAUGACCAGUAUACUUUGACAAAGCUCUACGAUAAUGAAGGGAAACUCAAGUUUUAUCGAUAUUUUGCAACAGAGUUCUGUCAGGAGGACAAGCCUGCUCCUAAGCCGUAUUCCUCCAAGGUUACAGCAUCACAAAAGACUAUCGUUCAACUCAAUAGCAAAUUGCACUCGUCUCUUGGAAAGACUUCCAAUCUGUCGCUCAUUGAAAAGAAGCGAAAAUUAGUUCAAGUUUCGAUGGAGACGAACAAGAGACAACGUGCGCAGAGAGCAGAGAGUGAAGAACUUGUAGAACUUGCUUUGGAUGAACUACCGAAAAGACGCAGAACAAAAACCCCCAAGUCUUAUGCCACCGAUGACUACAUGCAACUUGAUGAGCCAGAGUCAGAAGAGGAUUAUAAGCCUGCAGUUAUUCCUGAAGUUGAAGCUGAAUCCGAGGAGGAGUCGACGGCCAACAUCAUUUCGUCAACUGACUUGCCGACUUUUGUACCUGUGAAGGAGCCCAAGAAGCGCAAGGUUCAAGCUCCACAAACAAACAAAGCUGAGAGUUCUGUUAAAUCGAUGACGAGGAGACAGACCCUCUUGGAUAUUAUUCGUGAAGAGGGAGGUGCAACUUUUAGCAGCUCCAGCCUCUGUCGAAAAUUGGAUGAGCGCAUGAAUAACACAACAGCCACUGACCUCAAGACGUUGGCAAGAGAUGUCAUGCACUUGACCAAGAACAACACGCUUGAGUUGCAGAAAGUGAAUGUUGACACUGGAAACCAAGUUGUUGAGAGAAAGUUGCUUGUUUUGGUCAAUGCUGAAGAAAGGCCCUCUAAGGAUAGAAUCAAAGACUUGAUAUCGAGUUUUGCAGAAAUCAACAGCAAAAAGGACAUGAGAAUCUUUCCCAGAAGAGUCAUACAGUCUGAUAUGAAAUUGUAUAUUGAGACUCCAAACGAGAAGAAGGUUUCUUCAGUUACACGCAAGAGAAGAGGCAAGAACAGAUUGCAAACCUUGGGAGACGAUUUGGAGAGAGAACAAAGUGUUAAAGAAGAGCCUUCUGAUGACCUUGCUUCCUCUGAACCUGGUGAUAUUUGGUCAAAUCUUAAAAAGUCAAGACGAACUAGAAAAAUCACAAAUAACCAAACAAACGAGGUCUCAACGAGCGUGGCGAAGAGACCUAGACGAAACAUUAGACUCGAUAAGUCUGAUGCUACUGUUCUAUAUCGUGCAGUUGUCAUUUCGAAGGCGUUCUCGAGGGAUGCCAUUGAUUUCGACGAGAUUGCCACGUUCAUCAAUGAUUUUGAUGGCAAGAUUUUGAAGCAAAAGUGGGGAACAUUAAGACGUUCAUUUGGUGGAGCUGGAGCUGUUGCCAAGGGAGUCGAGACCUUCCAGAAUAUGGUAAUGCAGGGAAUCGAGGAUGAACUGAUAGAAGAGAGGCACCUUCGUGAUAAGAAUUUAUCGUUCUUUUUGGAUUAUUGGAAAGCGUUCGAUGCCACUACCGAGUUUAUGGUUCCAGAUGAGAUGCCAUUGUAUUCUUCAUACGAACAAAACCUGACAGUAUAUGAUUUCUCAAAAUCGGUUGUUGACACUCAGACGGGGGGUCACUGGGAAAAGAUCGAAGACAUAUCUAUGCGUCAGAAGGAGACGGUGCUUUCUCACUCGAUUUUUGAGUAUGAGCCGUUGGAAACGCCAGUGGCCAAGCCACUCGAUGAGAUUCGGUCAGUCUUAAAGGCAAUGUUUUUGGCAAAGACAGAGGAUGCUGCAUUAUCCAAACUGAUUCUCGAGAAGUACGGAGAGCCAUUGGUCAGAGAAGCUUGCAAUGCUUUGCUGCGUGAUCGUGAAAUAUCAUAUGUGUCGGUGAAUUCCGACAACAAAUUUCUCGUUGGUGACAAGUUCAAGAAUACCUUGAUACUGAAGGUACUCACACCCAAGUUCUUUCAUCAAGCCUCUGCUUUCAAAGCAUCACUCUGCUCUAUCUCGAAGGUUAAUAAGGGCCUCAUCAUUUCCCAAGGUAUUAUGCCAGGGCAAAUCGCGUCACUUCUUGAGUUGGUAUCAGCCAACUCAGUUCAACUUAUUAGAAUCGAUCGAGCGUUUCGUUUCGAGAACUACGAAUCAAGAUUGAUUGAUAAGGAACAAAUUGCUUGUGACAUUGUGGUUAAAUGUAAUUAUGAAGUCGUCGACAAAAUUCAGGUUGCAUCAAAACCAGUUCCUUACCAUGGACCAUGUCAACCUAUCUGGAUACAAUUAGAUUGUCUGGUCAACAAACAGCUCUGGACGAAAAUAGUAACGACGUUGCUUUAUUAUGUCGUUUUCAAGCCGGGAAUUGCAGACAUGCAACUUUACAAUAAAGUCCAGCCGGUGCUCAGUUUGAGAGACUACUACGAUAGUAUGAAGUGGCUUAUAGAAAGCCAGUGUAUUGUCAAACUUGAGACCAGCGGAUAUUUGGCCACGGAUAGAUGGCAGUACAUUUUUGGAUACUAA
Molecule: messenger RNA, 3621 nt
Organism: Sungouiella intermedia
Lineage: Eukaryota; Fungi; Ascomycota; Pichiomycetes; Serinales; Metschnikowiaceae
Source: the annotation of a GenBank genome assembly